Messenger RNA from Neoarthrinium moseri, 2034 nucleotides. RefSeq lists its product as uncharacterized. Gene Ontology annotation, biological process: tRNA N2-guanine methylation. Lineage: Eukaryota; Fungi; Ascomycota; Sordariomycetes; Amphisphaeriales; Apiosporaceae. Bases 1 to 2034 code for a protein of 677 amino acids. Gene Ontology annotation, cellular component: nucleus. The transcript has a single exon. The record is from RefSeq and is a predicted model, not a curated record. Gene Ontology annotation, molecular function: RNA binding.
AUGGGUUCCAAAUCCAAGUCCAAGGCGACGGACUCGACUUCUGUCGAGACGCACAAGAUCACGCUCAAUGGCGAAGACUUCACCGAGGUCAAGGAAGGCCUCGGCCGCAUUUUGACCCCAUUCUCAGCACCCAAAGCCGACGCGAAGGAUUCCAAGAACGAUGAAGAAUACCAGAAGGUCUUCUACAACCCCAUCCAGCAGUUCAAUCGCGACUUGACGGUUCUAGCUAUCAAAGCCUAUGGCGAGGAGGUUGUCGCGAGACGGCGCGCAGCCUCUGAGAGGAGGAUCAAUAACAACAAAAAGAAGCGCAAGAGGGAUGACGCUGAAGAUGGGAGACCGCUAAAGCACGAGCGCAGCGAACCCGCCGUGGCAGGCGCAAGCACAGAAACGGACCAAGCCAAUGGUAGUCCUAUGGACAUAUCUGAGCCCGUGAAGGAGCAAGAGGCAUCGGGUAGCUUGAAGUCGGCGGAUCAGCCAGGGCAGAGUGCGGAUCAGUCAGGGCAGAGUGCGGAUGGGAGUGGGAGCACGGAACCUGGCGCCCAGUCUACUGAGACCAAGGAAGGAGGUGAACAACGAGAGAGAAAACUGCAGCCCCCCAAAUUCACCAUCCUUGAUGCCCUAUCUGCGACCGGCCUCCGCGCGCUGCGAUAUGUCCAGGAGCUUCCAUUCGUCACGUCCGUUACCGCCAACGAUUUGACGCCUGCAGCCGUGGAAGCCAUCAAGCGCAAUGUUGAACACAACGGCGUUGAGUCCAAAGUCAGGGUCACCCAAGGAGAUGCGCGGGCCCACAUGUAUUCCUUGAUCGCGGAGCAGCUGACGCUAGAGCACGAAAAGAACCCGCGAGGGUACCGAAAAGGACCCAACACGCCGUCGGGAAAAUACGACGUGAUUGAUCUGGAUCCAUAUGGUACCGCGGCAACCUUUUUCGACGCAGCCGUCCAUGCUGUACGCGAUGACGGUGGUAUGCUGUGCGUGACCUGCACGGAUUCUGGGGUCUGGGCUUCACACGGCUAUCCUGAGAAGGCAUUCGCGCUCUACGGCGGCGUUCCUGUCAAGGGGUUCCACUCACACGAGGUUGGUCUGCGCCUGGUGCUGAACGGUCUGGCCACCACUGCGGCCAAGCACGGUCUCACCAUUGAACCUCUGCUCAGCUUGUCGAUUGACUACUACCUAAGGGUCUUUGUUCGGCUUACAAAGUCCCCGGCCAGUGUCAAGUAUUUGGCAGGCAAGACCAUGGUCGUAUACAGCUGUGACCAGGGUUGUGGUGCUUGGGAAACGCAGUUGCUGGUGCGCAACAAGAAGGUGCAGAACAGCAAGGGCAGCGGCGUGUUCUACAAGCAUGGCCUGUCACAAGCCCCCUCAGCAGAUCAGCAUUGUAAACAUUGCGGUACCAAAACUCACCUCGCAGGGCCCAUGUAUGCUGGUCCUCUGCACUCGACCGAAUUCAUCCAGCGUAUCUUGGCAGACUUACCGAAUGCAUCGAAGGACGUCUACGGUACAACGACCAGAAUUGAGGGAAUGCUGCAAACAGCACUUGAAGAGUCAGCGCUUCCUCCGCCACAAGAUAACCUAGCAGCCUGCAAGGAAGAUGAACUCGCUGCCCUUGAGCCAUAUCCCUUUUAUCUUCACCCAACAAUGCUGGCAGGUGCGAUUCACUGCAGCUGCCCGGAUGAAGAGAGCUUGCGUGGCGCUUUGCGUGGACUAGGCUACGAGGUCACCCGAAGUCACUGCAAACCCGGGAGCAUAAAGACCAAUGCGCCUUGGGAAGUUAUUUGGCAUGUUAUGAGAGAAUGGAUCCGCCAGAAAGCGCCGGUCAAAAAGGAGAACAUCAAAGAAGGAAGCGCUGCUUACAGGCUUCUCAGACUUGAUCAGGAAAGCGCGGGCGAGAAGGACAGCACCGACAACGAGGUUGACAAGCUCGAGGUUGUCUUCAACCAGGCAUUGGGUAAAGAUAAGUCGAAGAAGGGCUUGGUCAGAUAUCAGGUGAAUCCCAAGGAGAACUGGGGACCUCUGAGUAGAGCCAAGGGACACUAG